AUGGCGGAACAGUACUGCAAUCGAACGUUGGAAGAAUUUCUACAACUUGCCCGUUACAGAGAAUCUUUCUUCUUUUCUCUCUGUGUUUCAAACUUCGCGUUUUCUCUCGUGACAAGUCUUGGAAAUAUUUUAGUAAUUCGCGCCUUAUUCAAAGCUUCGUCAAUACCAGCCAACGUCAAGAAGCUGUUCCUUAGUCUGGCUUUCUCUGAUCUUGGGGUGGGAUUGGUGUCAGAGCUAAUGGCCGGCAUUAUUUUUGCCGUGAUACUGAACACAGCAUCAAAACAAGAUUACAACUUAACGUCACUCUGUCCAACAGUUAUAAAUUUGUGGUUAUAUCUCUUCUUUUUUCUCUGCGCUGCAUCUCUCCUAACUCUCACGACCAUUGCAUUCGACAGACUUCUCGCUGUUUCGCUCCAUCUGCGAUAUCAAGAGCUUGUCACGUCCAAACGUGUCACUAUAGUAUUGAUAUCUAUAUGGUGA
Messenger RNA from Porites evermanni, 480 nucleotides. NCBI's taxonomy places the organism in Eukaryota, Metazoa, Cnidaria, Anthozoa, Scleractinia, Poritidae. The record is from the annotation of a GenBank genome assembly.